Molecule: messenger RNA, 5451 nt
Organism: Euleptes europaea (tarantolino)
Lineage: Eukaryota; Metazoa; Chordata; Lepidosauria; Squamata; Sphaerodactylidae
Gene: ARHGAP23
Product: Rho GTPase activating protein 23
Exons: 24
Coding region: 124-5409 (1761 amino acids)
Biological process (GO): signal transduction
Molecular function (GO): protein binding
Source: RefSeq, a predicted model, not a curated record
AGGAGCUGAGAUCCAACUUGAAAGCUUUCCCUUUGAUGAAUCCAAGUUUGCUCUGAUCUGCUGCCUCGGUCACUUUUCAGCUCUGCUGUCUCCGUGCCAGGAAUUUUCUCGGCUGGGAGUGGAAUGGUAGAAGAGGGUGCAAGCCGGGGAGAUCGGGCUCCCCGUACUGGUGGGCCCCGCGGACCCCCGCACCCUCCGGCCCCGCCACAUCAUGGCAUUUCUGUGGUGGGCAAAGCCGUUUGGAGCGUUGCGCGCGCAGGGAAAGGCUGGCGCUUUGAGCGGGCUGUCGGGGUGGACUGCAGCCUGCCCGAGCCCCGUUGCAUCUGGUUGACCAGUUUGCAGAAUGAGAACGCCGAGUGGUGGGAGAGGCGGUGGCGCCGGGCCGGCGCGGCUAUGGCUCGCCAGAAGUGCCAGGGCCGACUCCGAAUGGACAGGAAUCGCACGCCGAAACUGGGCCGAAGAGAUGGCCUGGCCACGAACGCCAACACCCCCCCGGUGGAGUCCUUCCCCUGGGUGGGGCCGAAGACGGUGGUGCUGCGCAAGAACUCGCAGGGGGGUUACGGCUUCACCCUCCGGCAUUUCAUCGUAUACCCCCCAGAGUCGGCGGUUCAUUCCAACGUGAAGGAAGAAGAGAAUGGCAACAGAACCGGUCCGCCGCGAGGCCGUCUGGAACCGAUGGACACCAUCUUUGUGAAAAGUGUGAAGGAAGAUGGGCCAGCUCACCGUGCUGGCCUCCGGACAGGGGAUCGUCUUGUGAAGGUGAAUGGCGAAAGCAUCAUUGGGAAAACUUAUUCGCAGGUCAUCGGCCUCAUACAAAACUGUGAAGAUGCUUUGGAACUUUCUAUCAUGCCCAAAGAUGAGGAUAUUCUGCAGCUGGCUUAUUCUCAAGAUGCCUAUUUGAAGGGCAACGAGCCAUACUCCGGAGGGGCUCAAAGUAUCCCCGAGCCGCCACCGAUCUGCUACCCUCGCAAAACCUACCCGUUCCAGUCAAGGCCCACUGCCCGGGAUGUAUCAGCAGCUGAGACGUACCAAGGACAGCAGGCGGACAACAGACAGCCCUAUUAUACAGGGUCCUCGGGACCAUCUUCUCCCUUGAACAGCACUGCAGCCCACAGAACGGCCUCCACAGCCUGGGCCGGGUCCACGCAGAACUUCGCCAGUAACCAUUCCAGUCCUGCCCAUCGCACGGAGGAGAUCCAAUAUGGAAUGACUCAAAAAGAGCCUGUUCCAAGACCUCUCCCAGCUUCUGGCUCCUUCUCCCAUUACUCCAACAGUAGUUGCCCAGGUUCUAUAUCCUCCCCCUUGCCUGAGAAGUACUACGUUCCUCCCGCUCCCUCUAUGCCCAAUCACGCCUGCUACGGGACCCCCAAACACCUCCCCGACCACCGGCCUCACGGCGGGUUGAAGGACACUUCCCAUGAGGUCCGGUCCUCCCGGGACUGCAUGGGGACCGGCCUGAAAUCCGUCAGUCGUCUAGAAUGCCAACAGGCCUUGUCUAACUGGAUCUCGAACCAAGUGCCACGACGGAGCUCCUCGGAGGAGCGCCACUGCGCCAUGCCGCCUCGCUACCGGAGCGUAUCGCAAGAUCGGCUGGGGGAUGCUCCGGCCUCCCGGGGUUGGCCUCACAGCGCUUCCCAAGACACCUUAAUCCAGCCACCUGCCCACGAUAGCUGGAGUUAUCGAGCGAGGUCGGAUAACUAUCUGAUGAAAUAUGGGCAGUCCUUGGAAGCUCUCGAGCAGGCUGCCUUGGUUUCUCCCAGGUGUAUGUGGCCACCGGACAAGUUUUACCGGCACGGACAAAUUAACAGAGCCCAGCCUAGCCACCCAAGUUCCUAUGCUCCUUCUGUCUCUUCCAGGGAUCCAGCCCCUGUACAUGUCCAGAAACACCCUUCCCAACCCAAUCUCCAAAGCAUUGAGGACUCUGGGUAUAUUGGUUAUAGGAGCUACAGCCCCUCGUUCCAGCGUCGGACUGGCUUGCUACAUGCCCUUUCCUUCCGGGACGCUACUUUUGGUGAUCUUCCCACUUUUAAUAUUUCUCAGAGGCAAGGGAACCACUCGACGCCCCCUUAUGUCGAGAGGCCUUUGCCCACUGCCAUGAUCUCAAGUGCCCCAGCUCCUUGCCUGGACCCUCCAGAGAUUCCUGCGGACCAAAGACCAGCCAAACUGGAGAACGACGUGAGGCCUUUUGAGAGGGCUUCUCCACCUCAGGGCGCGGAACGGUUGCAGCCUCAGCCUGAGGCUGAGGGAAGGAGGGAUGAGGUGGUUCUCCGGCAAAAGCCCCCUACCGGACGCAAAGCGCCCCCUCCGGCCAGACAGAUGAAUUUUGUCUUCCCAGAUGACAUGAAGGAAACGGACAUUUGUGAUCCACCUCCGCCGGUGCCGGCCACUGGUAAAGAGAACAAGCGGGGGGUGGCCCCGUUAGCUACGCCAGAGGAUUCGCUAGCCUCCAUCCCGUUCAUUGAUGAGCCAACGAGCCCCAGCAUUGACCUGACGGCUAAGCACAUCCCCGCAUCCUCUGUCGUCUCCAGUGCCAUGAAUUCUGCCCCUGUGCUCUCGGCCAGCCCCUCCUCGCCCACAUUUACCUUUGCAGUCAAUCGCCAUUACUCCCAAGAUUGCAGCAACAUCAAAGCCAGUCGCCGGUCUUCCUACCUCUUAGCCAUAACCACCGAGCGCUCCAAGUCGUGUGACGAUGGUCUGAAUACAUUUCGGGACGAAGGGAAACAUAUGAGGAGGUUGCCCAGCCGCGUACCAAGCCUCCGCAUGUUAAGAAGUUUCUUCACGGACGGGUCUCUGGAUAGCCUCGGCACCUCCGAAGACACCACCCGGUCGAAGCGGCAUUCGACCUCCGACUUGACUGACGUCACUUUCAGCGAUGUGAGGAAAGAGGGGUGGCUCCAUUACAAACAGAUCCUCACCAAGAAAGGCAAGAAAGUUGGCGGCAGCAUCCGGCAGUGGAAGCGGGCCUUCGCUGUCCUACGCUCGCACUCGCUCUACCUGUGCAAAGACCGACGGGAGGCUGUGGCAUGUGCCCUGCCCCCAGGUGAGGAGGAGCAGCCGCCCAUCAGCGUCCGAGCGUGCCUGGUGGACAUCUCCUACAGCGACACCAAGAGGAAGCACGUCUUCCGGCUGACGACCGCUGACUUCUGUGAAUGUCUCUUUCAGGCCGAAGACCGGGAUGACAUGCUGGCCUGGAUUAAAGCCAUCAGGGAGAGCAGCAAAGGCGAGGGCGAGGACCCUGGGUUUGCAAGCCAAGCACUUAUUAAUAAGAAGCUGAAUGAUUACAGGAAAGUAAGUUCUGCUGGGACCAAACCAGACUCCUCCCCUAAAGGACCUCGUGGGCAGGGGAUGAAGCCAGAGUCGCAGAAACAGAUAGGAACAGGAGCACCCCGUUCCUCACGCCAGGAUGCCAUAACACCAAGAGAUGACAGCGUCCCUCAGAAAGCCCCUUGGGGCAUCAACAUAAUGAAGAAAAACAAGAAAGCUGCCCCACGGGCUUUCGGUGUGAGGCUAGAAGACUGCCAGCAAGCUCCCGACAACAAGAAAGUUCCUCUGAUCGUAGAAGCCUGCUGCAAAGUGGUGGAAGAUAAAGGUCUGGAAUACAUGGGCAUCUACCGGGUCCCUGGGAACAAUGCCAUGGUGUCCAGCCUGCAGGAACAGCUCAACAAAGGCUUUGCGGAAAUCAACCUGCAGGAGGAGAGGUGGCAAGACCUGAAUGUCAUCAGCAGCCUGUUGAAGUCUUUCUUCCGGAAACUCCCAGAACCACUGUUUACAGACGGUAAAUACAACGACUUCAUUGAAGCCAACCGGAUUGAGGAUGCCAGCGAAAGGAUGAAGACUUUGCGCAAACUGAUCCGGGACUUGCCAGACUAUUAUUAUGAGACACUCAAGUUCUUGGUGGGACAUUUAAAGACAAUUGCAGACCAUUCCGAGAAAAACAAGAUGGAGCCCCGGAACCUGGCGCUGGUCUUUGGCCCGACCCUUGUCAGGACGUCAGAGGACAACAUGACCGAUAUGGUCACCCACAUGCCGGACCGCUACAAAAUCGUGGAGACCCUCAUUCAACAUUCAGACUGGUUUUUCAGCGAGAAGGAGGAUAAAGGUGAAACGACCCCGGUAGAUGAGCAGGAAGCCCAGUCAGUGCCGAAUAUCGAGUACCUUCUGCCCAACAUCAGGAGGACGACGGUGGCACCCGGGGACGCUUCAGAUUCGACCAAUGGUGGCUCAGCUAAAUCAAAGGCUUUGUGGACCUCCCGGAAGGAGCACAGCCACAAGGAGAUGCUCACCAUCUCCUUCAUCUCAGCCGUCGCCCACAAGAGGAAGAAGCGGAGAGAGGCCAAACGUUUCGGGAGCAGCACCGAUGACGAUUCCGAGCACGAGUCGGCCGCCAAGCCAUCCCCAAAGGGAACCGAGGAGGAGGAGGAGGCCAAGGAGGAGCUCAGAGAGGCCGAGAGACUGCGGAGCAGUGGGGGCAGAGUCUCCAACCCCGACAUGCAGAACGAGGAAGAGUUCGCUGCCAAGUUGGAAGCAGAGCCAGAAGAGAGGAAGGGGGAGGCACCUCGGGGCAGCCCUGACGCCCGCUCCAUCGUAUCUGGGUACUCCACCCUUUCCACCAUCGAUCGCAGCCUGUGCUUGGAGGUGCAGUCAGUGGCAGAGAGCCGCGGGGAGGAGGCGGAUGACGAACGGAGCGAAUUCAGCCACGUGGAGACGGACACCGAGAACGGUUUUGGGCCCGGACAGGCCAGGAUGCCCGGACAGGCCAGGGGAGCGGUGUCCGGGGAAGGCGGGGCUGUUCCCUCUGACAAGACGAAUCACAACCGGGCCUCCUUCAGCUCCCACCACCUCAUGCAGUGUGACACCCUGGCACGGCGCAAGCUCUCCCGGCCCUGCCGCAACAGCGAGGGCUCCUCCAAGAGCAGCACCGAAGUCCCGAGUUCCAGCUCGCUGGGCAGCCAGGAGUCUCUGCAGCUGGCGGAGGCCCACCCCCGGCCUUCCCUCGCAGAGCAGCUGCGCCUCCGCCUGCGCGGCUCGGCGGAUGACAUGCCUGUGGUCCACAUGCGCAAGCCGCACCCGCCCGAGACGCGGCGCAAGAAGAACAGCUGGCGGCGCCACACGGUGGUCGUGCCCGGCGGCCUCAAAGACCUGAAGUACGAGUGGACAGAACAGCACCUGUCGGGGGCUCCCGGGGCCUGCCCGUUUGAUUCCUCGAGCAGAGAUCCCCUGAGGGACAACAAGGACUCUGGGUUGAGCAGCCUGGAGUCGACCAAAGCUCGGUCUUCCUCAUCCACGCCGGGAAACGUGGCGGCUCCUGUUCAGCAGGGGGGUGACGACCAACAGCACCGGAAGGGGGGCUCUGAGGGGCGCUCAGCUCCCCGGCGCGCAGCCUCCUUGCGCUUCCACCAGUGUCUCUAGGCAGCUCCUUGUGGAAGCUCUUGCUGGAAGGCUUAGAAGGGU